Peronospora matthiolae is the source of this 420-nucleotide messenger RNA. NCBI's taxonomy places the organism in Eukaryota, Oomycota, Peronosporomycetes, Peronosporales, Peronosporaceae. The record is from the annotation of a GenBank genome assembly.
AUGACAAAGAACAACACGGCGGUGGAAACGGUUCGAGAGGUGCCGUUAGCGUUGAUGGAACUUAUCGACGAGUUGCUGGGAGCUAAAGUUGCGAUGGAGGGGCGACUGUCGCUUGUGCUCCGAUACUCCGGUAGCAACUACUCGGCGUUGCUGCACUCAGCCCCAGGGGGGAUCUUCCAGAUCUGGCGGUGGAUUCCUCGCAAGCUCUUGUAUGCUCACCAUACUCACCCGAAGCAGAUCAGCCAAAGGUUGGCAGUGAUAGCCCGAUCGCCACGACGACGGACGUCCAGGAGUAUCAUUUAUCAGUUGCCGCCGGCUCCAUCGGAUCUACUAAACUCCCCCAACGACCAAUUUAGAAUUGGUUCUGUAUCACCACCCAGCGGACGAAGGAUCAGAGCGUGGAAGGCAUCAGCUUCAUAA